AUGCCGCUGGGGAGCACUCUUCCCACAGGCCUCGCCCUGAGUGCACCUCUCGUGCGUCCACAGCCCCUGCAUGUGACACCACAUGACAAGGGCCCCACUCAAGACAAGUCCUUGCCACUUCUCACCGCUCCUCCCCUGCCGUCCAUUCCCCCUGCCCCUGGUCUGCCAUGGCUUCUCGGCUCGAUUCCAGGAUCCAGGGGUCCCAGAACUCCUCUGCUCCCCCCCACGUUCCUUCCCCCACUGCCGGCAAGUGUUGCCCCUUAUGAUACUGCUGCCUGUGCUCCUGCCGCAACUAUUGCCCCGGCCACUGGCGCUGCUGCUGGCGCUGUUGAGGGGCGAGGCGGUGCAGGGCAAGGCGGUGGAGGACGAGGAGGGAAAGAGAGAGCGGAUCCAGAAUAUGAGGAGGCAGAGGCGGACGGAGAGGGGGGGGAGGUGAGAGGCGUGGCAGGCAGAGAGUCCACCAAAGCACCUGCCACAGCGCGAGGGAAAGACAGCUCCCCUGCAGGCGCAUCUGGGGGAGGCGGUGCGCCAGGCAGCGGGGGAAGCAGAACUGGGGGCGGAAGGGGGCCAAGUCUAGGAGGAACGGGGCGAGGCGAGGUGACUCAGCAGCUGCAGGCGCUGCAGGCACAGGACAUGUGUGGCAAUGGCUGUGGCAGCAGCAGCCGGGCUACCGACUACUCUCCGUACAACAACCCUGUAGUACCGGUGCAGGCAGGCACCCUUGCCAGUGCUGGCAGCAGCAUGACUGGAGGACAGCUGGCGUCGUCCAAUUGGUGGGGCAGCACCGGCUCCGGCACAGGCAUGGGCACAGGCAUGGGCAUGGGGACAGGCAUGGGCAUGGGAACAGGCACGGGGCCUGCUUGGGACAGCAGCUCGGUGUUUGCUGGCGCUGGUCCCUCCAGCACCACGCCUGGCGUUGAUGGCUUCACCGCUGCUGCGGCUGCUGCAGCUGCUGCUAUGGCAGCUGCUGCUGCUGCCACUGCAGCUCCGUCCUCCUCCCACCCAUUCGCAGGGCUCCUUCCGAACCAGCCUGCCGGCCCUCAUCCUUUCCCCUCCCACUCCUUCUCCCACCCUCUGCAAUUCCUCAACUUCCACCCCUCUCACACUCUCAACCAGGACUUGCAAUCACCUCCUGACUCCCUGAAUCCCCCAUCCUCCUCGCUCAUCCCCUUCCCGUGCACGCUCCCUCCAUUCGCCAGUCACAUGCAGAAUCAGCAGCAGAUGCUGUCUCAGGGCCAGCAGCAGAACCUGCCACCGCCGUUCCAGCACCUGCCACCACACAUAGCAGCCGCUGCUGCUGCUGCCGCAGCUGCAGCAGCGGCCUCUGGGCUUCCCCCUCAGCACCCACUAACUCAAUCCCUUGCUGCCGCUGCCGCUGCCGCUGCCGCCCUGCCGGGAAACCAGCUGACACAGACCCCUCACUUCAACCACCCGCAGCAUCACUCCCACCCGUUUUUUGCCGCUGCGGCUGCAGCAGCAGCAGCCUUCCCUCACCUCCCUCCAGAAGCAGCAGCAGCAGCUGCGGCUGCAGCAGCUACUGCCAACCUGCACAUGUCAACAACCGGCAUGUCGACCCUUCCUCUUCCCACUCCUCCGUCAACCCAUUCUAUGUUCUCGCAUGACCUGCAAGGGACUGGCAGUGCAGGACCCCUACCCCCAACCUCCACAGCAGCAAUCGCCUCGGUUCAAGCCAUGCCCAUCCUUCCUCACAACCCCUUCUCCUUAUUCUCUGCAAUCUCUCCUCCCCAGCCGUCCCUUGCUGGGCCGGGGGUUCUGCACUCUGCCACACAGCCUGGACACCUUGCUGACAUGGCGGCGGGUGUAUCCUUGCUGGGAGCGGGUGGGGGAGGGGAUGGGGGGACAGGGGGUUACCCCUGGCCGGGGCAGGGGGGAGGGUUGCAUUUCUCUGCAGCGUCAAUGGCUGCGGCAGCAGCGGCUGCUGCUGCAACAGCUGCAUCAGGAGGUGGUAUGGGAGGGUGUGGUGGAGGAGAAGCAGGUGGGGGAAAUGUGGGAGGUGGUGUUGGUCCAGGGGGAGGGGGGGUGCAGAUGGAGAGGAGGGUUGAGAUGUAUGAUAGGAGGGAGGCAGCGCUGAGCAAGUUCAGGCAAAAGCGGCUUCCCCCCCUUCUUGCCAUGGCUCUCUCACUGUCGGAUAUACCCCUCGCUGCUCGGGCGACAGGAGCCGCCAUUACAGAUUCAGUAACGCUCGGUCACGCGUCUCGCGUCGACAUUCGCCUCGAUGCCGCGUCGCUCUCUCUCACCCCGGCCGCGAGACGCCUUCGUUGCUCUCGGCUCUCCGCAAGUCAAGCCUCGCUCCGUUUUAAGCCUCUCCGUCACGCGAACGGUAGCAAUGCUCGCGCGGAGACCACUUCUGUCAACUCCACCGCUGCUGCUCACUCCGUCGAUAACUCUUUAUCAACAGCUCUUUCCGAAAUUCAGCUUCCGUCAUCGUCUUCCGUGCCGCCAUCUGCAUUUGAAAGCGAAAACAAAGGAGGUGCGAGGAAGAACAGGCGAAAGGGUAGAAGGAGAGCCGUCGACGAAACUCUUCAGAAUGAGAAAAGCUGUAUUCAGGAAGGCGUCAGGCCGGCGAAUCUGAGCCCUUCUGAAACGUCGGACGCGGCGUUCGUCGCGGCUCUCACGUCCCUAGCAGCUACUCCAGAGAACGGGCGGAGGAAAACGCAGGAACGCGAGCAGGGGGACGAUGCGCAUACCAGCAGCUCCGAUGCCAAUCUAGCAGCACUUCUCGGAAAUGAUUCAGCGUGGAAAACCGGGCUGACUGGAGGCGAUGUGUCCCCCGAGUCUGGUUCGUCGUCACGGUUCGGCGCCCAUGCCAGUGACUCUGGUUCGGCUGGUGCAGCUGACGUGGCCGGCGCGGGGAAGGCGCAGCAGAUCGCGGGUGAUCCGUACGGGAAGAGGGUGCUGGGGCGGGCCGUCGUGCAGUGGAUGGCGCGCGGGAUUGCGCGGAUGGCGCAGGACGUGGCGGAGCGGGAGGCGCGCGGAGAGGAGGGGUUGGAGGGGGUGGCUGCUGGCGGAAGCAUGGCGGUGCUGGCGCUGGCGCAGGAUCACCUGCAGAGAGAGCCGAUGCCAGAUGGCGAGCAGCCGCGGUGCCACGUGGCGAUGAAUCACUACCCCACGGUACUGGACCAUCUUCAGCGGGAGCUUCAGGCGGAGCUCAAGAGACGACAUGCACAGCAGGCGGGUACGGGGGAGCAGCAGAUCAAGGCUGUUGUGAAAGCAUGGAAUGAGAGCGCUUCGUGGAACGUUCUGAAACAGCUCAUGAAAUCUGGCCAACACCGGGCUACCAUCCGCCAGCCAAUCAGCACUCUCGCCGCUUCAGCUACCGCCUCCCAGAAGCGCCAGACAAACCUCGCCGCCCUCCUCUCCCCCUCCGCACUGCAAGCCGCCCAGCAGCGAAUCAACGCCUACGUGGCAACGGCCGCGGAGCUCCUCCAAAUGGAACGAGACGCUGAGCUGGACGCAGUCGCUGCUGAGGUCAGCAACACCCAGUUAACAACUGCCUCCAGUCGUCCAGAGACUGAAGCCAUCAGCGAGGGUGCCAAAGAGAGGAGGAGGCGCAAGGAGCGAGGGGAGGUGGAGAGAGGGCUGGCGAGAGAGGGGGGCACUCUGACGGACUUAGUCGCUGUGGGAACGUCUACUGGGCUGGCCGGCGUGCAUCUCAUCACCCUCGCUUCCCCCAGCUCGGGUCUCCUUUCCGCCUCUACCCUCUCCCCGGGCGACGCCAUCUGUCUCUCCCCUGAUUGGUCCAAAUGCAGCCGCAUCGGCAGUGGGAGCAAGGCUGGUGCGCGUGCUGCUGCAGCAGCGGCGGCUGCUGUGUGCCACCGAGGGUAUGUGCACGAGAUGGGGGAAGAUGGGCAGAGCCUCGUGGUUGCACUGGACGGGAAGCUUGGCGUGGGCAGCAGCGGCACACGCAGUGGAGCGGGCACAAGUGGGUCGGAGAGUGAAGGGGAGGGCGGCAGCAGCAGCGGCGGGAGAGGGGCGUUCUCACCGCUGUAUUUGCAGGAGCUCUUUGGCGUGGCGCUCAGAGUGCAGCGCAUGUCAGGACUCGUGGACUUCACAACGUUCGAGCGCAAUUGCGAGGCACUGGAGCGACUCAAAACGUUCGCGCUCAAGCCCAAGAGCCCUGCUCGCGCCGUCGCUGCUGCCCUCUUCGCUCUCCCCCUUGCUGCUGCCCCUGCAACAGCUAUACCACCAACAUCCCCUGAAGCAUCUGGAAAUGCAGCCAGCACCCUGGCAGCCAUUCAUCUCGCCCUGGACCCUGCCCGCCCUGUGGUGGCCAUUCAGGGCCCCCCAGGCACCGGCAAGACGUCCGUUGUCACGGAGAUUAUUGCCCGGGCAGUCAGAGAGGGGCGCAGAAGGGAGAGGGAUGAGGAGGAAAAGAGGCAGGAGGAGGAGGAGGACGAGGAGGAGGAGGAGGGGGAGGGGGAGGUGGAAGGUGGGCGGGGGAUGGACACUGGAAAGCAAGCACCAGGUGAUGCAAGGACGAAGCAGCUGCGAACAAAGAAGCACCGGGUGCUGGUGUCAGCGCCCACCAACGCGGCAGUGGACGUGCUCGUGGAGCGCCUAGCCUCCCAGGGCCUGGCAGUCGCUCGGGUAGGCAACCCCAUGCGCCUCUCCCCUACCGUCACGCCCUACUCCCUGGACCACCUUGUGGCCGCCCGCCUGCGCUCCUUCCACCAAGACGUUGCCCGGCGCCGCCGCGACCUCAGGUCGGAUCUCCGCGCUGUCGGCUCCGACUCCGCCCUGCGCUCCGCGCUCCAGAAGAUGCUGCGGCGCCUGGCGCGCGUGGAGAAGCAGCGGGAGAAGGAGGAGGUCGCGCAGGUGCUGGGGGAGGCCGAGGUGAUUCUCUGCACCACCACGGGGGCCGGGGAGAAAGUGGUGCAGGACAUGGCGAGGCAGGAGGGCGGGUUCGACCUGGUGGUCCUAGAUGAGGCAGGGCAGGCAACGGAGCCGUCUAGCUGGAUACCCUUACUGCUGGGGCGACGAGCUGUGGUGGCUGGGGAUCCGUGGCAGUUGGCGCCUACAGUGCAGUCUGUGGAAGCCCAGCAGCGGGGGCUGGGGGUUUCGCUCAUGGAGAGGAUUCAGGAGGAGGGGCUGCUGGGGAGUGGUGGGGGAGAGGGGACGGUGGAGAACGGUGGGGAGCGGUGCGAUGGCAGUGUUGCUAUGCUGCGAGUGCAGUACCGCAUGCACCGAGCCAUCUCGGACUGGAGCUCUGAGGAGAUGUACCACGGGCAGCUCAUGGCCUCGCCUGCUGUUGCCAACCGCACCUUGGCUGACAUUACACUGCCUUCUCCUCCUGGCCCCCACUCCUCCUCAUCAUCAUUCCCCCAGUCCUCCUCCCACUCCCUCCCCCCUCUCCUAGCCCAUCCAAUGCUUCUGAUCGACACGCGCUCCCCCCGUGGUCUGCUGCACGAGCACUGCGAGGAGGCGCCUGAUGCAGCAGGCACGGGGUCGCUGGUCAACGAGGGCGAGGCCGACUUGGUCGUGGAUCACGUCGCUCGUCUUAUCUCAGCCGGCGUGCCACCCGGGUCCAUUGCUGUGCAGUCGCCGUACCUCGCCCAGGUGCAACUCAUCCGCCAGCGCCUCGAGGAGCGCCUGGGCGGCAUCGUUUGGCCGCACGCUGUGGCUCGGGAGGCCGGGGAGGGAGAGGGAGGAGGAGGAGGGGGUGCUGGGGAAUGGGAUGUGGGGGCGGUGGAGGUGGCUAGUGUGGAUAGCUUUCAGGGGAGGGAGGCAGACGCUGUCAUUAUCUCCAUGGUGAGUCGUCUUCCUCUGCAGGCAAGCAUGUUUUUCUGGUGUGAGAAAGUGAUGGGGUCAUGCUGA
Messenger RNA from Closterium sp. NIES-65, 5835 nucleotides. The record is from the annotation of a GenBank genome assembly. Lineage: Eukaryota; Viridiplantae; Streptophyta; Zygnematophyceae; Desmidiales; Closteriaceae.